This is a messenger RNA of Cydia pomonella (codling moth), 509 nucleotides long. RefSeq lists its product as uncharacterized. Bases 84 to 350 code for a protein of 88 amino acids. The transcript is spliced from 3 exons. The record is from RefSeq and is a predicted model, not a curated record. Lineage: Eukaryota; Metazoa; Arthropoda; Insecta; Lepidoptera; Tortricidae. Gene Ontology annotation, biological process: defense response.
CGUGGCAAAAUGAGGCUUUUUAUUAUUAUAAGCCUUGUGUUCGUUUUUUUAACUUCAGUGCUUGGUGCUCCGCAAUCUAAGGAAUGAAAUUUAUAAUUUUCAUGAUUUUGGCGGUGGUGGCAACCCAAGCGAAGUUCCUCAUGUCACCCAACAGCCUUUAUGCUGCCAUGGAGAGAAAUGAAGUUGACGAUGAACCCUUGGCCCAGGCAGCCAUGCUGUCAGAGAAGUUAUACAUUCCGAUGGCGCGACUGAUGACGUGCAACAACGGCGCCUGCCUGGCCGUCUGCCAUGCCCUCGGCUAUAAGCACGGCCGGUGCGUCAGUGAUACGACGUGCGAGUGCUACAACUAGCACGACAAGGUUGGCAGCACUGGAUUGAUGCGGCGUAUUAGACCCAGCCCCGCAUAUAACUGCCCUAUAUAAAAUUCUGACUUAUAUAGAAUUCUACCUACUUAAUUAUGUAUUUUUUAGUUAUGAUAAUUGUUCGUAUAAAGACUAUAAAUGAUAAGA